Molecule: messenger RNA, 3665 nt
Organism: Trifolium pratense (red clover)
Lineage: Eukaryota; Viridiplantae; Streptophyta; Magnoliopsida; Fabales; Fabaceae
Product: WEB family protein At5g16730, chloroplastic-like
Exons: 3
Coding region: 852-3446 (864 amino acids)
Biological process (GO): reciprocal meiotic recombination
Source: RefSeq, a predicted model, not a curated record
GUCACUAUUUGACAGCAGGAAAUUCAAAUUCCGAUAUUAACGUUAAAUUUUAUAUCUAUAAUUUUUUUUUUAUGCAUCAAAAUAUUACAACCGUGUUGAUAAAUAGAUAAUGCAGAAUGCUAAAUAUGAUAUAAAAAUAUUUAUUUAAAAAUUCAUUCAUGCAUUCAAUAUUUUUAAAGUUAAAUUAUUAUUAUUUUUCCAAUACAAAAUUUCUACUUCCUACAUCAUAAUUUUUUUUCCAUAUAUAUAUCAUCAUAAAAAAGAAUGGGCAGUUAUGGUAAAUGACAUCUUUUUUCCUGAAAAGAAGGGUAAAGUAUUUACUUCUGAAAAAGUAAGUAGAUACACAUGCCUUUGGUUUUGACAUAACUUAGAAAAUUCAAGGUUACUUUUGUCAUUUCACUUUUUCCACCUGAAGAAGAAUACACUAGUAACAUAAACUACUACACUAUACACUACUUGUUGAAGUGAAGAAGAGAGAGAGAGAGAGAAACAGUGAUUUAGAGAGAGAGAGAAACAGUGAUUUAGAGAGAGAAAGUGUGGCCACUCACUCUAGAGACAGGAAAACAAACUCAAUUUAUUGUUUUUUUUUGUUUACAUGUUCUGUUAAAUUCUUCUCUAUCAUUUUCUUCUUCCAAUGAUUUUCCAUUAAGAUAAAAAGAAGAAAAAAAAAUCAUUUUUUUUUAUAUGUUAGUGUGAUCCAAAAUUUGUUCAGUUUCUUCUUUCUGACAAUGUUGGAAUUAUAGCAUUCAUUGUUCUUCUGCAACUGACACUUUGUUGAACAACAAACACAACAACAGCAACACUUUGAGAAACAUCUUUUGUUUUCUUGCUUUUAGUUUCUUUCUUUCAUUAUGGCUUCUAAAUCCAGAUCCAGUUUAUCUGAAACAUCCAACAAAGCAGCAUCAGCAUCCCCGGUUACUCCUAACAAAGCAACUCUCAACAAAGUACCACCAGCAACUCCAAACAAAACAUCACCGGCAACUCCUAGAGUUAGUAAACUCGGCAGAGGAGUGUCCAAACCGGAAUCUGAGACGCCUUCGCCUUUGCAAACUUCGCGACUUUCUGCAGAAAAAUCAUCGCCGCGAUCUUUGAAUUCAAAGCCAAUUUCUGAGAGGAAAUCGCCGAGACCUACCACACCAGCUGAUAAGCAAACCCCAAGAGUUGGAGUUGCUGUAAAGAGUUCAGAAUUGCAGACACAAUUAAAUGCCGCUCAAGAAGAUCUAAAGAAAGCAAAGGAACAACUGGUUAAGGCUGAAAAAGAGAAGGAAAAUGCAAUAAAUGAGCUUAAAGAAGCUCAAAGAUUGUCUGAGGAAGCAAAUGAGAAACUUAGGGAGGCAAUGGUGGCACAAAAGCGUGCUGAGGAUGAUUCUGAGAUUGAGAAGUUUCGAGCUGUUGAGCUGGAACAAGCUGGAAUUGAAGCUGCUCAGAAGAAGGAAGAGGAAUGGCAGAGAGAGCUUGAAAGUGUGAGGAACCAGCAUGCUUUGGAUGUGUCUGCUCUUCUCACCACCACUCAGGAGCUUCAGCGAGUUAAGCAGGAACUUCUCAUGACUUCUGAUGCAAAGAACCAGGCACUGAGUCAUGCUGAUGAUGCAACUAAAAUUGCCGAGAUUCAUGUUGAGAAAGUGGAGAUUCUUUCCGCUGAACUGAUACGGUUGAAGGGCUUACUAGAUUCAAAGCUGGAAACCGAGGCUAGUGAGAACAAGAUUGUAUCGGAGCUGCAAACUGAGAUAGAAGCUCUUAAGCAUGAACUUGAAAAGGCAAAGGGUUACGAUGAAAAGUUGGCAGAGAAAGAGACUUUGAUCGAACAGCUUAAUGUGGAGUUUCAAGCUACUAAGAUGGCUGAAUCUUAUGCGCACAGCGUGCUAGACGAGUGCAGAAAAAAGGUUGAGGAACUAGAAGCAAAGGUCAAAGAGGCAAAUGAGUUAGAGAGAUCUGUGUCAUUGUCCUUAGAAUCUACAACCAAACAGCUUGAAGGUAAAAAUGAACUGUUGCAUGAUGCAGAAUCUGAAAUUUCUAGUCUCAAAGAGAAAGUGGGAAUGUUGGAAAUGACAAUCGGGAGGCAAAGAGGAGAUCUUGAGGAUUCGGAGCAAUGUCUUCUUGUGGCUAAGGAAGAAAAUCUCGAAAUGGCAAAGAGGAUUGAAUCACUCGAAUCUGAAGUUGAGACAGUUAAUAAAGAGAAGGCUCAAGCAUUGAACAAUGAAAAGAUUUCGGCAUCGAGCGUGCAGACCCUAUUAGAAGAGAAAGGCAAACUUAUCAAUGAAUUGGAGAUUUCUAGAGAGGAAGAAGAAAAAACCAAAAAGGCAAUGGAUAGCUUAGCUUCUGCGUUACAUGAAGUAUCCACAGAAGCUAGAGAUUCCAAAGAAAAACUAUUAGCCAACCAAGCUGAACAUGAAAGCUAUGAGACUCAGAUUCAAGAUUUAAAGUCGUUUUUAGAAGCUAGUAAAGAAAAAUAUGAGUCCAUGCUUAAUGAUGCACAUCGCGAGAUUGAUGUUCUUACAUCUAGUAUUGAAAAUUCUAAGAUGGAUAGUGCUAACUCCAAGGCAGAGUGGGAGCAGAAAGAAGACCAUCUUGUCAGUUGUUUAAAGAAAACUGAAGAAGAAAACUCAUCUCUCGGAAGCGAAAUAAAUAGGUUGAUUUCUUUACUGAAAGAAACCGAGGAAGAAGUGAAUGUCAAAAGAGAAGAAGAAGCUCAACUGAAGGAGAAUAUGAAGGAAGUGGAAGCUGAGGUGAUCCACCUGCAGGAAGCACUUAAAGAAGCACAAGCUGAAAACAUGAAGUUAAAGGAGAGUUUAUUGGAUAAAGAAAACGAGUUUCAGAAUAUUUUUCAAGAAAACGAGGACCUCCGAUCUAGGGAGUUCGCGACCAUUAAGAAGGUGGAAGAGUUAUCAAAGUCACUUGAAGAAGCUACAUCCCGAAACCAGAACAAUGAAAAUGGUGAUCUUACUGAUAGCGAGAAAGACUACGAUUUGCUUCCUAAGGUAGUAGAAUUCUCAGAAGAGAAUGGACAUGGAGGAGAAGGCGUACCUAAGGAAGAAGAGCAAGAGCUUCCGGUUUCGGCCAAUGAAGUAAACAUUGUCUCGAAUGACAAGUUUGAAAAAAUAGAAUCUCCAAAACCCGAGAAUGUGAAUGGAAAACUGAAGGAAGAAGACGAGGUGAAGAAAAAAGAUGAUUCUGUUGAACUUAAAAUGUGGGAAAGUAUCAAGAUAGAGAAAAAGGAGUUUUCGCCCGAGAAAGUAGCAGCAGCAGAGGCAGAAGAAUCCUUUGAAGAGGAAGUUGAGUCAAAGAUAGACGGUGGCGAGACAAAUGGAGCAACUGUGACAGAGAACAUUGAUGAUGGCGGAAGCUCACCAACAAAGCAACAAGUGAAGAAGAAGAAAAAAGCUUUGCUUGGCAAAUUUGGAAGCCUGUUGAAGAAAAAGAGUGGUGGCAAUAGUAACCACAAAUAGAACAACAAUACUACUUUGCUUUUGCUUGGUAUAUUAUUGAACAUUAAAGUGUUUGCAUGAUGUAUUUGGUUUAUUGUGAUUUUUUGCUUCUUGGAAUAGGUUUUAAAAAAUGAAGAGGCUUGUAAUAUUUGUUUAGGAUUCUUUCUCUAAUCACUUCUUUUGGAUUGUACACUUCACCAUGUUGGCUGUGAUGAUGGAAUUCUAAUUUUUUGUUUUCCA